Benincasa hispida (wax gourd) is the source of this 948-nucleotide messenger RNA. RefSeq names its product membrane steroid-binding protein 2-like. The record is from RefSeq and is a predicted model, not a curated record. NCBI's taxonomy places the organism in Eukaryota, Viridiplantae, Streptophyta, Magnoliopsida, Cucurbitales, Cucurbitaceae. Gene Ontology annotation, cellular component: endomembrane system; membrane; endoplasmic reticulum.
AGCUGCUUCCCUUUUCCUUCUCUCACCCUCCUUCCUCUCUCUUUCUCUCUGUCUUCUCUCUAUCCGCCAUGGCUCUGCAAGUCUGGGAGACGCUGAAGGAGGCGAUCGUGGCCUACACAGGCCUCUCUCCCGCCACCUUCUUCACAGUCUUGGCUCUCGGUAUUGCCAUUUACUAUCUCAUUUCAAGUUUCUUCGCUCCCUCCGACUACGGAACCCACACUAGGGACUUGGGUGAGCAACUACAGCCUCUCCCUCCGCCUGUCCAAGUCGGUGAAAUUUCUGAGGAUGACUUGAAGCAAUACGAUGGCUCCGAUCCCAAGAAGCCUCUUCUCAUGGCUAUCAAGGGCCAGAUCUACGAUGUUUCUCAGAGCAGAAUGUUCUAUGGACCUGGGGGGCCCUAUGCGCUUUUUGCUGGAAAGGAUGCCAGCAGAGCUCUUGCAAAAAUGUCUUUUGAAGAAAAAGAUCUGACUGGCGAUAUCUCCGGUCUCGGUCCAUUCGAACUCGAGGCCUUGCAGGAUUGGGAAUAUAAAUUCAUGAGUAAAUAUGUUAAAGUUGGGACAGUUCAGAAGUCAGUUGCUGAUGGUGAUGCUGCAGCUGGUGAGCCUGCAGAAUCAAGCAUUGCUGAAGUUAGUAAGCCUGCCGAAGAAAGUCACUCGGAAUCUCGAGAUGAUAAAGUUGAGGAAACCCCUGCUGCUGCAAAUGUCGAUUAAUAUUCUUCUGUCUACAGAUGCCCCUUUCGACGGAUAUAGGAAAAGAGAACAAUGUAUGUGUGCUCAUGUUUCAGUAAUCUUGUUUCAUAGAUAAGUGAAAUCUAGUUGUGUAGGGUGAUGAUGUUACAGGUGGAGUUAAGGCUUGAGUUUAUGUUUACUAUUGUUCAAUAAACAUCUGACAAUAAGAUAAUUAGUGUUUGAAUUUGGAAAUGGGACUGAGGAUCUCUUAUGCCCCCAA